This is a messenger RNA of Humulus lupulus (European hop), 1075 nucleotides long. RefSeq lists its product as uncharacterized. Gene Ontology annotation, cellular component: nucleus. NCBI's taxonomy places the organism in Eukaryota, Viridiplantae, Streptophyta, Magnoliopsida, Rosales, Cannabaceae. The record is from RefSeq and is a predicted model, not a curated record. The transcript is spliced from 3 exons. Bases 75 to 845 code for a protein of 256 amino acids.
AAGAGAAACCAAACCAGUAAAAGCAUCAACCAGAACUAACCGAACUAUAUCGAUCCAUUCUUUCAAGAUCAACAAUGGCGGAGGAAGAGCAGAAGAACAACACCAAGAAGAGAUUCAUUGUCGAAUCCCUCGGAUGGCUUACGGAAUCUUCAAUUAUGCCGAGAAAACACCGCGCCAUCGCCGGCGUCGGAGCUUCCUCCAUCGUCGACCUCAAAGCCCAGCUCUACCAGUCCCAAGAGGAAGCCAAGAAGGCCAGGGACCUAUCCGGCUCCGAUGCCGAUUGCUACCGUGCUAAAAAGAAGAUCUCUUCUCAUGACCCUUUGUCCGCCAAGAACUCUGGCGUUGAUGCCCGUGCUUUAAAGGACAAGCUUGAGCUGAAGGCAGUUAAGGAUGGAUCAGCUAGCUAUGCUGCAUUAGAGAGGAAGGCUGAAUUAUAUGAGAAGCUAAUGAAGGGGGAAUUGUCCGAUGAGGAAGAUAAGGAGAAGUAUUCUGUGAAUUUUUUUGCCAAGAGGCUUGAGGAUGAUGAGUCACAGAAGACUCAACAGCCUGAUUCUUCUGAUGCAGUACCACCAGAAAAUGAAGAUGGUGACAAUGAUGGUUCUUUACUGUUUAACAUGAAACCUGUGGGACUCGGCCGAGCAGCCUCAACAAUGGACAAUAAUGAGCACAAGCGUUUUGUAAGGGAAGUACAUCAAGAAGCAAAUCAAGCAAGAGAGAAGGCAUCUGAGCUCAAAUCAAGAAGAGAAGAACAGGCGGUUGCCCGUCGCGAAAAACUAAAACAGGCCUAUCUGCGAAAACAAUUAGAGAAGAAACUGAAAGCUGCAUCAAGUACUGAGAAAACAUGAUAUAAGAUUAGGAUGGUGAUUAUCAAAUAAUUGUUUUUACUAGUCGCCUUGAUUUCACCAGCCCAGAAGAUGAAUAGAAAGAUACUAGCGAAAGAUUAUAGUCACAACUUUACAUUAUGUGUAACUUCUCUUAGUUUCUUUGGUUUCUUAAGAUUCUUUUUGUGUACAUUAAUGGUUUAGGAACUAAUUAAUUAUGAAAUAAUAUAAGUGAAAUGAUUGAAUUAGUAUUA